Molecule: messenger RNA, 4502 nt
Organism: Miniopterus natalensis
Lineage: Eukaryota; Metazoa; Chordata; Mammalia; Chiroptera; Miniopteridae
Source: RefSeq, a predicted model, not a curated record
GAAAUUUGGGGUGUGUUGAAAUGUUGAUUCAGCUGUUUUUUUCUUUCUGUUCCUCUCCGUUUACCAGAAACCUGAGUUACAACAAACUUUCUGAGAUUGACCCUGCGAGUUUUGAGGACUUGCCGAAUCUACAGGAAGUGUAUCUCAAUAACAAUGAGUUGACAGCCAUACCGUCCCUAGGUGCUGCUUCAUCGCACAUCGUCUCUCUCUUUCUGCAACACAAUAAGAUCCGCAAUGUGGAGGGGAAUCAGCUGGAGGCUUACCUGUCCCUGGAGGUGCUGGACCUGAGCUGGAAUGACCUCACAGAGAUGCGGAGCGCCUGCUUCCUGCACGGACCACCUUUAAGGGAGCUCAACCUGGCAAGCAACCGGAUCGGCACCCUGGAGUCUGGAGCGUUUGAUGGCCUGUCACGGUCACUGCUAACUCUUCGCCUGAGCAAGAACAGGAUCACCCAACUUCCUGUGAAAGCAUUCAAGUUACCGAGGUUGACACAACUGGACCUCAAUCGGAAUCGGAUCCGGCUGAUCGAGGGCCUGACGUUCCAGGGGCUUGACAGUUUGGAGGUGCUGAGGCUUCAUCGAAACAACAUUAGCAAGCUGACGGAUGGGGCCUUCUGGGGGCUGUCCAAGAUGCAUGAGCUGCACCUGGAGUACAACAGCCUGGUGGAAGUGAACAGCGGCUCACUCUAUGGCCUCACAGCCCUGCAGCAGCUCUAUCUCAGCAACAACUCUAUCUCCCGAAUCCACCGUGAUGGCUGGAGCUUCUGCCAGAAGCUGCACGAGCUGAUUCUGUCCUUCAACAACCUCACCCGGCUGGACGAGGAGAGCCUGGCUGACCUCAGCAGCUUGAGCAUCCUGCGCCUCAGCCACAACUCCAUCAGCCACAUUGCAGAGGGCGCCUUCAAGGGACUCAGAAACCUGCGCGUCUUGGAUCUGGACCAUAACGAGAUUUCAGGCACAAUAGAAGACACCAGUGGUGCUUUCACAGGGCUCGACGGCCUCAGUAAGCUAACCCUGUUUGGAAACAAGAUCAAGUCCGUGGCUAAGAGAGCCUUCUCGGGGCUGGACAGCCUGGAGCACCUGAACCUUGCCGGGAAUGCUAUCAGGUCUGUCCAGUUUGACGCCUUUGUGAAGAUGAAGAAUCUGAAAGAGCUCCACAUCAGCAGUGAGAGCUUCCUGUGUGACUGCCAGCUCAAGUGGCUGCCCCCGUGGCUGCUGGGCAGGACGCUGCAGGCCUCUGUGACAGCCACCUGCGCCCACCCGGAAGCACUGAAGGGCCUGAGCAUCUUCUCUGUGCCGCCAGAGAGUUUUGUGUGUGAGGACUUACCAAAGCCGCAGAUUAUCACGCAGCCAGAGACCACCAUGGCUGUGGUGGGCAAGGACAUCCGGUUCAUGUGCUCGGCAGCCAGCAGCAGCAGCUCCCCCAUGACCUUUGCCUGGAAGAAGGACAGUGAGGUCCUGGCCAACGCCGACAUGGAGAACUUUGCCCACGUCCGGGCGCAGGAUGGGGAGGUGAUGGAGUACACCACCAUCCUGCACCUCCGCCGUGUCACUUUCGGGCACGAGGGCCGCUAUCAGUGUGUCAUCACCAACCACUUCGGCUCCACCUACUCGCACAAGGCCAGGCUCACUGUGAACGUGUUGCCAUCAUUCACCAAAAUGCCCCACGACAUUGCCAUCCGGACUGGCACCAUGGCCCGCCUCGAGUGCGCUGCCACCGGCCACCCCAACCCCCAGAUAGCCUGGCAGAAGGACGGAGGCACCGACUUCCCUGCUGCGCGCGAGCGGCGCAUGCACGUCAUGCCCGACGACGACGUCUUUUUCAUCACCGACGUGAAGCUGGACGACAUGGGCGUUUACAGCUGCACCGCCCAGAACUCGGCUGGCUCCGUUUCGGCUAACGCCACCCUCACUGUCUUAGAAACCCCGUCCCUGGCAGUGCCCCUGGAAGACCGGGUGGUGUCUGUGGGGGAAACGGUGGCUCUCCAGUGCAAGGCGGCCGGGAGCCCCGCGCCCCGCAUCACCUGGUUCAAGGGAGACCGCCCUCUGAGCCUCACCGAGCGCCACCACUUCACCCCCGGCAACCAGCUGCUCGUGUUGCAGAACGUGGUGGCCGAGGAUUCGGGCCGCUACACCUGCGAGAUGUCCAACGCCCUGGGCACAGAGCGGGCGCACAGCCAGCUGAGCGUGCUGCCGAGCCCCGGCUGCAGGCGGGAUGGGACCACCGUGGGCAUCUUCACCAUCGCCGUGGUGUGCAGCGUCGUCCUGACGUCCUUGGUCUGGGUGUGCAUCAUCUACCACACCAGGAGGAAGAGCGAGGAGUACAGCGUCACCAACACAGAUGAGACCGUUGUGCCGCCAGAUGUUCCUAGCUACCUCUCUUCUCAGGGGACCCUUUCUGACCGACAGGAAACUGUGCUCAGGACUGAGGGUGGUCAUCAGGCCAAUGGGCACGUCGAGAGCAAUGGUGUUUGUCCAAGAGAUGCGGGCCUCUUCCCCGAGGCGGAUGCUCGCAGCGUCACCUGCAGGCAGCCCAGGCUCUGCGUUGGACACAGUCAGGAGCCGUGGAGAGUGAAGGAGAAAGUUGACAGCUCACCUGGCGCACAGAAGACGGAGCACAGUGGCCCGGGUGUAUGUAGUGACAGCAACACUGAUGUGAACAGUUACUCCGAGGAACAGGCCUUCUGUCCUCAGCCUGUGUCCAGGGACAGCACACAGCCAGAUACACUGAGCAGCCAGGAGCCCGGCCGGAGUGACCACGAACAUUCUCCACAGCUGAACAGCGGGACUGGCGAUGGGUCCUGCACCGACUGCAGGGAGUCCCUCUACCCCAGUAACCACGAUAGAAUGCCGACAUCCUUGAAGGAAAAGCCAGGGGCACCUCCAGACGGGAAAGGGGCCUCUCCGUGGACAUUAGCAAGGCUGUGUGAGGCAGACGCCAUAGACAUACUGCCCUCUGCGUUAACUCCAGGCAGGUCUGAGCUCACACAAGCCCCCUUGGCCUUUCCCGACGCUCCCAGUGAAGGCCAGCACUUGCUCCUUCCCAAUGGGCACCUCCCCAGAGCAUGCGACUCUGGGCCUGAGUCCACACCACUGAUGGGACAGCUGCCUGGGAAACGGAGCGGGCCACUGCUGUUUGCACCACAGACCUAGGCGCAGUCUACCUCGGCUUUGUGCCAGCCUCUGCAGGGAGGAGGUGGGGGCUCCAGGAGGAAGCGUGGCUCAAGCGUCGCGGACCUGUACAGUUCUAACUUCCAUGUGGAGUGCCAGUUGUUUAAAGGACUUGCAGUGAAGCACAGAUUGCAAGAGGCUAUUGUGUAUAAAAGGCAGAAAAGUAUUGGAUACCACUGUACAUAAGAGUUUUCAGAGAUUUCAUAUAUAUUAUAUAUCUUUUACAGAGGAUAUUUUAAUCUUUAUUGCAUGGUUAACAGAAAAUCUUACAGUUUUGACAAUAUUUUUCAUAUCAGGUUGCUGUUUAACUUUGGAGUGGGGAUAGUUCUGGUGCCUUAAUGCAUGGGUGGAAUUUACAGACGCUGAAAACCACAUUUGCUCCCAGGGUUGUGUGGGCGGAAGGCGGAAGUCCUCAGACUCGAUCGCACAUCGUGGGGCAGACCUGACGCUUUCCAGGCAGACUUGCUCGCGUGCGGGUGCGGCCGCACAGACCUCCCGGGCCCAGACCGCCCUGGGGACGGUACACUGCACUGAGUGGCUUUUGCUCAUAGGUUCGAGUUCUUAACGAGCGUGGUGGGGGUUGUAAUCACCACAGCAUUUGGUCUGGAUAAUUAAGCCUGCCUUCCUUCUAUGGUAAAAGCAAAUGUGGUCUUGUCAGUGUUACCUGAUUGUCACUUGAGGCUUUCUAAUAAGAUAGAGGUUGCUGCUGUUGGUACCUGUGGAUUUUUCAAUAGUGAUGCUUUAGUUCUGCCAAUAUAAUUAACGUUACCUUGGUGUUGGGGGAGGAAGGAUGGAGUCCUUAUUUCCAGGGCUGGCUCAUCUCGACUGAGGACCCGGAGCAGGCCCGUCCGCGUCCUUCCCUCGCACAGACAGACGAAUGGCGAGCUUCGGCCCUUGACUUGGGUUCUGGUAUAUUUGCACUUUUGAGACCUGUAACUAACCAUCUUGUGAGUGCCAAUGGGUGUUUCAGGAAAAACUGCAUUGAAACUAACAAGGUCCUUAAAAGCUUGGAAAGCAAGGUCCUUUAGCCAAAAAGCUGAAGGUAGGUAUUGACAGAGUGGUUACCAUGUUAAAUUUUACUGUCCGAUGUCAUCACUGUUUCAAAGGUGAGCACAUGUAGUUUUGUUCUCAAUAGUUAACUGACCAAUGUUACGUCCACAACAUGUGAACCUGCUGCUGUGGAGAGGCAGUGUGAGAGGAAGUAUUACUUUCAUGUACAGUUAUUUAUUUAUAGAAGUUUUGGUACAAUGUACGUUGAAAACAUGUAAGAUAUUGAGUGUCUAACAAGCGGCAGUGAUGUGUCUAAUAAAGGUUCACUUGUGAAUGAAUGGA